GGGGAAGUGCGCGGGGCGCGAGGCGAGUGGCGGCAGGGAACUCGUACCUGGCUACCUUAGCGAGCUGAUGCAGACUUGCAGGGUGGAGCCCAACGUCGCAGCGUGAGCCGGUCACCCGAAUAGAGAGUACAUAGCGCUUUGCAUCUUUAAGGAAGUCUUUUUUUAAAAAAAGGUCUGAAUCGUAAGGCGCGCUUUAAAUGCCCAGCAUAUGCUUAGAGUUUAGAGACUGGAUUUGGAAGUUUCAUAUCAAGCAGCUUCCCGAGACAUUACUGGGAGACUAUGCACGUGUGUGUAAGGGCAGAAAUUCGGGCACGUAAAUGUGGUCUUUCUCGUAUCCAGAUACUCGGGGUCGCGUGUGCUCAGCCGGAACCUGGGCUUGUGCGCUCAGUCCGGAGCCCUGAUCUGUGAACAGGAUAUUAACAUUUUUAAUAGAAUUGCUUGGACUACUUAGACCAUCAGGAUUUGGGGAGGAACUCCAGAUUUUUCAUUUUUAAACUCUAAAUGUAUGAGAAAUUUACAGAAUGGAGAACGAAAAGGAAAAUCUCUUUUUCGAGCCACAUAAAAGGGGACUCAUGAAAACACCUCUGAAAGAUUCCACCAUGGCAAAUAUCGUCUUGGCAGAGAUCCAGCCUGACUUCGGCCCCUUAACCACGCCCACCAAACCCACGGAAGGCUCCCAGGGAGAGCCGUGGACACCCACGGCCAACCUGAAAAUGCUUAUUAGCGCCGUGAGCCCAGAGAUCCGCAGCAGAGAUCAGAAAAGGGGGCUGUUUGACAACAGUAAUGGAUUACCUGAAGCCAAAGACUGUUUACACGAACACUUAUCAGGAGAUGAAUAUGAGAAAUCCCAACCAAGUCGAAAAGAGAAAAGUUUAGGACUGUUGUGUCAUAAGUUCUUAGCACGAUAUCCUAAUUAUCCCAACCCUGCUGUGAAUAAUGACAUCUGCCUGGAUGAAGUAGCAGAGGAACUUAAUGUUGAGCGUCGACGCAUUUACGAUAUCGUGAAUGUCCUUGAGAGUUUACACAUGGUGAGCCGCCUCGCCAAAAACAGGUACACCUGGCAUGGGCGGCAGAAUCUUAACAAAACCCUCGGCACCUUGAAGAGCGUCGGAGAGGAGAAUAAGUAUGCUGAGCAGAUUAUAAUGAUCAAAAAGAAAGAAUACGAACAAGAGUUUGACUUUAUCAAGAGUUACAGUAUAGAGGAUCAUAUCAUCAAAUCAAACAGCGGCCAGAGCGGACACCCUGACAUGUGUUUUGUGGAACUCCCUGGAGUGGAAUUUCGGGCAGCUUCUGUAAACAGCCGCAAAGACAAGUCUUUACGAGUAAUGAGCCAGAAAUUUGUGAUGCUGUUUUUGGUGUCGACGCCUCAAAUAGUAAGCCUAGAAAUUGCUGCCAAGAUUUUAAUUGGGGAGGACCAUGUGGAAGAUUUGGAUAAAAGCAAGUUUAAAACAAAAAUUAGGAGGUUGUAUGAUAUAGCUAAUGUUCUGAGUAGCCUGGAUCUUAUCAAGAAAGUUCACAUUACAGAAGAAAGAGGCCGAAAGCCAGCUUUUAAAUGGACUGGCCCAGAAAUCAGUCCAAAUACCAGUGGCGCCAGCCCCAUUGUGCAUUUCACUCCCUCUGAUUUGGAGGUAAGGCGGUCUUCAAAAGAGAACUGUGCCAAAAACCUCUUUUCCACGCAUGGGAAACCAAACUUUACUCGGCAUCCAUCCCUUAUCAAACUGGUAAAGAGUAUAGAAAGUGAUCGGAGAAAGAUAAAUUCUGCGCCCAGUAGCCCUAUCAAGACAAUCAAAGCUGAGAGUUCUCAGAAUUCAGCACCCUUCCCAAAUAAGAUGGCUCAGCUUGCGGCUAUUUGCAAAAUGCAGUUAGAAGAACAGUCAAGUGAGCCCAGAAAGAAAGUGAAAGUACAGCUAACAAGACCUGGGUACUGCAAGCCUGUGGUCCCUCUAGACAACUCCGUGAAUGCCGAGCAGGAGCUGACUGCACCAUCCCUCAUGCAGCCCCUGGGGGUGGUACCCUUGAUCCCCAGCCCGUUGUCAUCGGCGGUGCCCAUGAUCCUACCUCAGGCCCCUUCGGGUCCAUCUUAUGCCAUCUACCUGCAGCCCGCCCAAGCCCAGACCAUGACACCACCCCAAGGCCUGAGCCCAAAAUUCUGCCCCACCCACUCUUCUAAAGCUAUUGGAUCAAAAGACUCCACAGAUGUCCCCACCGAGAAGACGGUCAACAAUGCCCCCAAAUCCAGUGUCUCCACCAGGCCUGGGAGCUGGUUGCCGGCACCAGAGAGGCAAGGUGCAAAGAACCGAAACAGGGAGCUGGCUGGAGAAAGAGGCUCAAAGAGGGCGGGCAUACUCGAGGACAGUGGUGCCCCCAAAAAAUGUAAAGAGGAACUAAAAGGACUUGACAGUGUCUCCGCAACCUUGUUCCCAUCAGGAUACCUAAUCCCUCUCACACAGUGCUCAGCCCUGGGGGCAGAGUCCAUGUUGUCUAGUAAAGAAAACUCAUGCACUCUUUCCCCAAACCACAGGAUCUACGGCCCCCCGCUUACAGGUGUUGUUCCAGUGACAUCAUCUGAACUCACUGCUGUUAAUUUUCCCUCUUUUCAUGUAACACCUUUGAAGCUAAUGGUCUCACCAACAUCCGUGGCAGCCGUACCUGUCGGGAACAGUCCGGCUCCCACUUCGAGCCACCCCAUUCCCAUCCAGAACCCAAGUUCAGCCAUUGUAAACUUCACCCUACAGCACCUAGGACUCAUCUCCCCCAGUGUGCAGGUGUCUGCCAGCCCUGGGCCUGGAAUCAUUCCUGUGUCUCCAAGAAUAGAGGCUGUUAGUGUCGUCCCAGAAAAUGCAGGCACUCAGCAGGCAAGGGCCACCCACUGUGACUCGCCAAUCCUGGGCCAGAAUCAACCAAAUGGACAAUCAGCUACUAUGACGGGGACACAACAGCCUGUUCCUGUGACACCCAAGGGGUCACAAUUGGUGGCCGAAAGUUUCUUCCGUACCCCGGGAGGACCCCUCAAGCCAACCAGCUCAUCCUGUGUGGAUUUUGAUGGUGCUAAUAAAACCUCUUUAGGAACUCUCUUUGUCCCACAGCGAAAACUGGAAGUCUCGACGGAGGAUGUCUGUUAAUUGACAGAUGUUGGCUUCGUUUAACUUUCUAAAGAGUUGUUUCAUGGAGAAGAUGUACAUAGACUGAUUUGGAGAACACAUUCUCCGAAAAUACUGUAAAUACGUUGGGGGUUUGCUCAGUGUCAAACCAGAUACUUGUUUUCGUACGUGUAUAUAUAUAUAUAUAUAUGUAUACACACACACAUACACAUAUAUAUUUGUAUAAAGCAAAGUUUAGCCUUCAGUCCUAUAAAAUAAAAGCAAAAUGUUGAACUAAGAUAUAUUAACUUUUAGAGGGAAAGAUUCCUUAUUUCAGCUGUGCCUAUACUAUUAUGUAAAGUAACUAUUAAAGUUUACUUCCCUCUGAGUAAAUAUGUUGACAUGCCUAGCACAGCAUUCUCUCCAACCUUUUUGCACAAAGAAAGUGCUGUGUGAUGUACAAUGUUGUAUUUUUAAAUAGGGCUAUAGCUAUAUUUUUUUGUAAUUUUUUAACCUGUUGCAAUAUGUCUUUUUUUGUAAAGUUCGCAACAAUCUUCAAUCAAGUCUAUGGAAAAAUUAUUUAUAAAAUGUAUUUUUAAUCAUAAGUUGUUCAAAUUAAAACUUUUCUAAAAU
Molecule: messenger RNA, 3713 nt
Organism: Carlito syrichta (Philippine tarsier)
Lineage: Eukaryota; Metazoa; Chordata; Mammalia; Primates; Tarsiidae
Gene: E2F8
Product: E2F transcription factor 8
Exons: 13
Coding region: 522-3122 (866 amino acids)
Biological process (GO): regulation of transcription by RNA polymerase II
Cellular component (GO): RNA polymerase II transcription regulator complex
Molecular function (GO): DNA-binding transcription factor activity, RNA polymerase II-specific; RNA polymerase II cis-regulatory region sequence-specific DNA binding
Source: RefSeq, a predicted model, not a curated record